Messenger RNA from Hibiscus syriacus, 2507 nucleotides. RefSeq names its product pentatricopeptide repeat-containing protein At1g53600, mitochondrial-like. Gene Ontology annotation, molecular function: RNA binding; protein binding. The record is from RefSeq and is a predicted model, not a curated record. NCBI's taxonomy places the organism in Eukaryota, Viridiplantae, Streptophyta, Magnoliopsida, Malvales, Malvaceae. The transcript has a single exon. The coding region runs from base 48 to 2231 and encodes 727 amino acids. Gene Ontology annotation, biological process: RNA modification.
UUAAGUGUUGAUUGGAUUUGUUUAAAAUUUUAUCAACAUCGAAAUUCAUGUUGAGUAAUGGACUCCAUUCCUCAGCAAUGCUAACAAAGCCAAAAUCUUCACUUAACCACUUUCUGUUUUCCCUCAAAUUUUCAAUAUCUUCCCUGCACACUUCCACAAAGGAUAGCAUCAUCCCCAACUCUGCAAAAAUCCGCUGCAAAAAUUCCAAAUUUAUUGUUUAUUGCAAUACCCAGAUCACUCAACAUGGAAGAAAUAGGAAUAUCAAAGAAGCCGAAUCGAUCUUCAACGGCAUGCCGUUCAAAAGUACUGUAUCUUGGACUGCCAUGCUGACAGCUUAUGCAGAAAAUGGGAACAUCUCGAAAGCCCGUGAGAUGUUCGACAAAAUGCCGGAAAGAACAACUUCUUCGUAUAAUGCGAUGAUCACAGCUUAUAAUAAGAAUGGCGGUAUGUUACAUGAAGCUUAUGAACUUUUCUUCAACAUGUCUGAACGAGAUGCAGUGACUUACGCCACAAUGAUCACCGGGUUUGUUAGUAAAGGAAGGUUUGAUAAAGCCUUGGAAAUUUAUGAAAUUACUCCUGGGAAAUGGAGGGAACCGGUUUGUUCAAAUGUAUUGAUAAAUGGGUAUUUGAAAGUUGGGAAAUUGGAUAUGGCAGUUGGUGUUUUCAAAGGUAUGGUUCGGAGAGAUGUUGUUUCUUUGAGCCUAAUGGUUGAUGGGUAUUGCAAGAGUGGGAAAAUUGUGGAGGCUAGAAAGUUGUUUGACGACAUGGUGGAGAGAAAUGUAGUCACUUGGACAACAAUGAUUAAUGGAUACCUAAAAAUGGGAUAUUUAAUUGAUGGUUUUUGUUUGUUUUCAAGGAUGAGAAAAGAAAAAGGAGUUUUGGUUAAUUCUACUACCAUGACUAUCAUGUUUGAAGCCUGUGGACAUUUUGAUAGAUAUAGAGAAGGUAUUCAAAUGCAUGGAUUGGUUUUAAGGUCGGGAUUCGAAUUUUGUGUUUUUCUAGGAAAUUCUAUUAUUACUAUGUAUUGUAGGUUUGGUUGUAUUGAUGCUGCUAAUUUGGUAUUUGGCAUGAUGACAAGGAAAGAUUUGGUUUCUUGGAAUUCUUUGAUCAUGGGUUAUGUACAAGAGAAUGAGACAGAGAAAGCUUAUGAACUUUUUGAAAAGAUGCCUAGAAAGGAUGUAGUUUCUUGGACUACCAUGAUUAUGGGUUUUUUUGGUGAAGGACAAACUGAUAAAGCUGUUGAGUUGUUUAGAAUGAUGCCCGAGAAAGAUGAUGUUGCUUGGACUGUAGUAAUUUCAGGGUUUGUCAGCAAUGAGAUGUACGAGGAGGCUUUUCGCUGGUUCACUGCUAUGCUUCAGAAAUCAGUAAAGCCAAAUUCUCUUACUUUGAGCAGUUUGUUGAGUGCGUCAGCCAAUUCAGCAAUACUAAGCAACGGGCAGCAGCUCCAUGCACAAGCAAUCAAGAUGCGUUUGGAAUUCGAUUUGUCAAUUCAAAAUUCACUUAUCUCGAUGUACUCCAAAUGUGGAAAUGUAGCCGAUGCCUGUCAAGUCUUUAUGAGCAUUAAAGAACCGAAUGUUGUUUCUUUUAAUACAAUGAUUGCCGGCUUUGCUCAGAAUGGAUUUGGUCAAGAAGCGCUUAAAUUGUUUGGGAAAAUGCAGAGUGAAGGCCAGGAGCCAAAUCCUAUAACCUUUCUAGCCGUUUUGUCUGCCUGCACCCAUGUUGGGUUCGUAGAAGUAGGAUGGGAACUCUUCAAAUCCAUGAAAUCUUUAUAUAACAUAGAACCUGGGCCUGACCAUUUUUCUUGCAUGGUUGAUCUCCUUGGCCGAGCUGGGUUGUUUGACGAAGCACUUGAUUUAAUCUAUUCAAUGCCCUUUGAUCCCCAUACUGGAGUUUGGGGAGCCCUCUUGGGUGCAAGCAUGACUCAUCUCCAUGUCGGUCUUGCCAAGCUUGCAGCUCAGCAGCUUAUUAAGUUGGAGCCCGAUAGUGCAACUCCUUAUGUUGUUUUGUCCAAAUUAUAUACCAUCCUGGGAAAGAAGAAAGAGGAAGACAAAGUAAGAACGGACAAGAAAUCCAAAAGGAUACAGAAGAGCCCUGGGUGUAGUUGGUUGAUGGUUAAGGACAAAGUUCAUUUGUUUCUCUCAGGAGAUCAAUCUCAUAAGGAUUCAGAAGAGAUUAGAGUUACAUUACAGACAAUUAUGAAGGAAAUGGAAGAGCUAGGUUGUUAUAGAUAAAUGGCUCCAUUCUUAAGCUCCUAAUAUUUUCCCUCCGUUGGUUCUUCUGCUGUAAUAGUUUCUACUAUCACAGGCUUGUGACUUUGUUCAAGCAGACCGUGCAUUGGUACUCGAUGUUUCCUGUCGGUUUUCCAAUGUGAACAAAAUGCCUUCAACAUCACUAGUAAUGUUCCAUUCCUGAAAGGUGCUAACUUGAUCAUUCCUUCUUUUCCUGCCACUGUGGUUAUUUAAUUUUUCGGAGUCAAGAAUUUAAUGCAGUCGGUAAGCGAGACUCAU